Molecule: messenger RNA, 1689 nt
Organism: Danio aesculapii
Lineage: Eukaryota; Metazoa; Chordata; Actinopteri; Cypriniformes; Danionidae
Product: extracellular calcium-sensing receptor-like
Biological process (GO): G protein-coupled receptor signaling pathway
Cellular component (GO): membrane
Molecular function (GO): G protein-coupled receptor activity
Source: RefSeq, a predicted model, not a curated record
AUUCAGUGGUUAGCUAGUGAGGCCUGGAUCACAGCAGCAAUUCUCUCCACUCCUGAAUUCCACUCUGUUCUACAAGGCUCUUUGGGCUAUGCCAUCCGCAGAGCUGAUAUACCUGGCCUUCAGCCUUUCCUGCUACGCCUACAUCCAUCCAAAUACCCACAGGAUCCAUUUGUUGAGCAGUUUUGGGAGGAGAUGUUUAAGUGCUCUUUAGGCACAAUCAACAUGAGCUCUUCUAUUAGACCCUCCUGUGAUGGCUCAGAGGUACUGGUUAACAUAAAUAACAUCUACUCAGAUGUAUCUCAGCUCAGAAUCUCCUAUAAUGUUUAUAAGGCAGUGUAUGCCAUUGCACAUGCUCUGGAUUUAAUGCUGCGCUGUGAACCAGGUAAAGGACCUUUUGCUGGGGACUGCCCAAAUUUCAGCAGUAUGCAGCCAUGGCAGCUGCUUGAUUAUUUAAAGCAUGUUCACUUUACUAAUGACUUUGGCGAGGACACUAAGUUUGAUAUCAAUGGAGAUCCUGUGGCCAUGUAUGAUCUUAUCAACUGGCAGCUCAGUGGCAAACGAGAGGUGCAGUAUGCCACUGUGGGGAGAUAUGAUGAAACAAUGAAGCCUAAACUAGUGAUUGAAGAGAAAAACAUAAUCUGGAGUGAAACCCAGAAACAAGUCCCUUUGUCUGUCUGCAGCACAAGCUGUCCUCCAGGCACUAGACAGGCUACCAGGCCAAACUUUCCUAUCUGCUGUUUUGACUGCAUUGUCUGUGCAGCUGGUGAAAUUACCAACCAUACAGAUGCCUUAGAGUGUGUUAAAUGCUCUCCUGAGUUCUGGUCCAACACUAGAAGAGACACCUGCAUCCCAAAGGUGGUGGAGUUCCUUUCCUACAACGAUACCAUGGGCAUCACUUUGCUUGCUGUAGCUUUGCUGGGAUCCUGUUUUACACUUGCAGUUACUCUAAUUUUUGCCCUUAAACGGCACACACCUCUAGUCAGAGCUAACAACUCUGAAAUCAGCUUCCUUAUUCUUAGCUCACUGUUGCUUUGUUUUUUGUGCGCACUAGCUUUUAUUGGGAGGCCUACAACCUGGUCUUGUGGGCUUCGCCACACUGCAUUUGGCAUUGCAUUUUCACUCUGUCUGUCUUGCGUCCUGGGAAAAACUUUGGUUGUACUCAUGGCUUUCAAAGCCUCUUUACCUGGCAGUAAUGUAAUGAAAUGGUUUGGCCCUCUGCAGCAACGUGGCAUUAUUUUUAUGUGCACGGCUGUGCAAGUGGUGAUUUGCUGCACAUGGCUCAGUGUGGCACCUCCCAUACCACAUAAGCUUAUGACUCAUGAAACUGCCCGGAUUAUUCUUUUGUGUGAUGUAGGCUCUUCAUUUGCAUUCUCUCUGGUACUGGGCUAUAUUGGUCUACUUGCAGCUGUCUGCUUCUUGCUGGCCUUCUUUGCUCGAAAGCUCCCAGAUAAUUUCAAUGAGGCAAAAUUCAUUACUUUCAGCAUGCUGAUCUUCUGUGCUGUGUGGGUUGCAUUUGUGCCAGCAUAUAUCAGCUCACCUGGGAAAUACACAGUGGCUGUGGAGAUUUUUGCUAUUCUGGCAUCCAGUUAUGGCCUGCUGUUGUGUAUCUUUACUCCAAAGUGUUACAUAAUCCUGCUUAAACCUGAAAAAAACACAAAGAGAUAUGUAAUGUCCAAAUCUAACUCUUGA